UGCAGCUGAAAACACUGUUUCGUUCGCAUCUAUUGUGUAACGGGAUCGACAACGCACACGUUUUUUGUUUUUAUUAGAGAAAAAAAAAAUAUAUAUACACAUAAGUACGUACACUGAUGUUGCAAUCAUUAAAAUAAUAAAACGACGAAAAGUGUUGGUUUUGAUUCUGAUUUUGGAAAGUGUUCCAGAAUAUUUUUACGGAAGAAAAUUUGUGGAUUUUUUUCUAGGUUAUAUUUGGUGGUUAUUUUGUGUGUGGAAAAAAAACGUUAGUAAAUUGAAUUGGUUUUGUUUUGGACGAAUUUUUGAAUAUUCCGAAAAUGAUACGCAUUUUUGGCAUAUCAAAAAUUUAGAUCAAAAUUUUGUGGUGUUGUUGUGUCUGGUGAUGGUGAUGUAAAGCGUUGGCAUUUUACUGCUCUUCAUCAUGGGGAAAUUUGUUGUGUGUGUGUGUUUUUUUUCUCCUUCUGUGCAACGCAAUCGCUUGCGAAGGAACGGUUCAUGCAUGCCAAAAGAGUACAGUUAGAUUUGCUAAUCAAAUUUUGGAUAUAAUAUCCGGCGAUAUUUAUAGAAUCAUAGAAUUAUAUCGAUAUGUACAGCUGCGUCUGGAAAAAAACUAAUAGACAGACAAAGACGGCUUUUCAGUGGCAUAUUGCUCGCAUAUACCAUAAAAAAAACAAACGGCACACAAGAUGUGUUCUUUCAUUACACUUUAUUGUUAUUUAAUUCUUUCAUUUGUUUUGUUCAGUUCAGCUCCUCUUCUUCUUCUUUCUAACGCCCAUUCGGAAUUUAAAGCAUUUAUUAAAUGAAAAGAAAAACAAUGACAUAGAAAAGCCUCAAUCCAAAAUCCAAAUGGAAUCGCAUUCAAUGAAUUUCGCCGCACGAAUAGAAGGCGAUUCAUGCAUGAAAAUGUGUGUAUAUUGUGCUAAAGUAACGAGCUGAACACGAUUCUUUUUGCUCGAUCUCUCUCAAAAUAUAUUAUAUAUAUAGGUUUGUCUUGGUUUGUUUUUGCCAUGACGUAAUCUACAUGCGAUUUUUAGCGAUGUGUAAAUUAUUUAAAUUAUUUAUUAAUGAUGGGAACAUAAAGACAACGACGAUGUUAAUGCUUGCAAUUGUGGCAUUAGAGAAAUUCUAUUUAGUGCUUAAUAAUAACACAUAAUGGAUUCGAUGACCUAACCAAACGACAGACAGCAACAAUAUCAGCCCAAGUUACGUUAAACUCGGAUACAGUUCAAAGUGAGAACAAAGAGAGGGUUGUCAAAACGUGCAACUCUAUGGCACAUGGACACGCUACCAUCAUGCUGCAUCUUUUCCAAAACUUGUAAUCGGUGCCAUACACUGUAAUAUGUACAGCACCUCGAAGAGCGAGAAAAAAAAGAAGAGAACGCAUUCGCUUGGGAAAAAUGUGUGCGAAGGCCUUUUCGCCACUAAAUCCUGAUUCUUGUUUAGCAGCUUGCUACCCUAAUAAAAACCAUCGAAACACACGCUUUUGCUGUGUAUACUUUUAUCGCUUCGGCUGGUGUUCGUUGGAAAUCGCGCGCGCUUUGCCAAACUCUCCUGUUUUCAUCCACACACUGUGCAGUACUCUGUACGUACAAGCAGUACGGCCGUGUGUCAUUCAUUCCUCUCGCUCCAUCGAAACGCGCACUCCACAGAGUCGAUUCUUCGUGCCGUUCCAUGUGUUUUUCCCUCAUGCAUGAGUGUGUGUUUGGAAUUGGCUACCGCGCGCAACAUAGUGACACCGCCUUAUUCAUACAAUACAGUGAGAAAUUAUAUCGUCAUCGCCAACAUCAACGUUGCUACUGUUGGUGCUGCUGCUGCUGUGUUGCUGCUGAUGUUAUUCUGUUCUUCUACGAAAAAACAGAGAAAAAAAUCAGUCUUUUGUCGUAUCAAUUUUUUUUAUGAAAUAUUCCAAUGUGAUUUCAAGUGUGACGACUAAGAGAGGCAGACACAUUGCGAGAGCGAAAAACAGAAUUGAAGUCAUUUGCAAUUUGGAUGGAGCAAAUAAAUUGAAUGUGUCAUUGGAACGUAUCAAUUUCGAAUCAAUCAUAUUGAAUUUGUUUUGUGAACUGCCAUUAUACCAUAUAAAAAACCAAAAACCAUCACUGCCGCUGAAGAUGUAGGAAAUCAUAUGCCUGAAUUUUGUAUGCAUUUACACGAAUCAACCGCAGUGAACUACUUUAUUACAUCUGCAACACACGAAAUCGAAUCAUCUUGACGCGAUAAGUCAACUAUAAUGCAAACCGAUUACGAACUACCGAAACGACAUAAUUCGAUAGUAAAUCACGUAAUCGACAAAACUUCAUUUGCCAACGAAUAAAAAUUUUCGUUGAAAUACACGACAAAAAGCAAACAAGCGUUCAGCGCACGCAAAGCGUUUUCGAUAGAGAGAGAGAGAGAGAGAGAGAGAGAGAGACAGAGAGAAAACAAAAACCGCUGACAAUCGGGGCAAAUUUUUGUUGUUGUUAUUUUCUUUGCGAGUUCAAAUAAAUCAAUUCGAAUGCAUUUCCAGCAACAUGAAGAAAAUCGUGCCAAAUAUGUGACGUCCGAUCCAAAAAUAGGUCAAACUAUUGUUUGGCCCUUUAUGAUACAGAAUGCAAUGGACAAUCCGUCAUGCACAUCGACUCCGCCCGAAACCAUCUUAUCACUGCUCUGGACAACGGUGGCCGUUUUCGGUAUUGUUUACGCAAUACUCGGCUAUCGCUGUUUACGGGCGACUGGAUUCUUGAGCGGUCUCGCCGCGGGCACCGGAUGCAUCCUAUGGCUGCAGAGUCAACAGAUUGAAUUGAUUGGCAAUCAAGCGGAUUCAGCGUUAGCCAUGAUUGCUGGCCUCUUUGGAGCUAUACUAGGGUCAACACAUCCAAUUGCCGCUGUACUAGUUUGUGCAUUCGCCGGUGCGAUCACAAGCGGAUCGAUUAUCGUAUUUUGCAUCGCAACGCUACCGAAUCAUGUGUUUGGCUUACGGGAGGUUGAGGUAGCCGUUGGCGGAGGAGCAAUAAUUUUCGCAACAACAACUCUACUGUGCGAUAAAUUUGUUACGAUUGUUGCGUCGAGCAUUGUUGGUUCGACGAUGAUCAUGUCUGCCAUUGACUUUUUCAUGCAUGGUUCGGACACGAUUCAAUGGAUUUUGAGCAUGAAAGCAAAUCCGGAUCCUCCUCCGUGCUGGGGUGGCUUAUUAAUAUGUAUCUACCCUGGUGUGAUUAUAUUCAGCAUAUUGGUUCAAUGCUUCAUAACGGCGUGGCGCAUUGAUCACAAACAUCGGCCCAGAUCGCGGAGACGACCCGUGCAUCACCGUGCCUCAAGUCGACCGAGAGAGACACGCGAAGAGGCCCGACAACGCAAAUAUCGGUACUUGUAUCAAGUACGAACAGCCAGGGGCGAUAUUAUAUCACAGAAUUAUGUAUCGGCAUUGCAAAAACGCGUACAGCCCGGAUAUCAGCCGCCAUCUGGACACUCAACCAAAACUAAUUCACACGAACGAAACACACUCAACAGCGAUCGCACACAUUUUACCAACAUACCAGCCGAUUCCGACAUUGAUAAUAAAAUGGAUUUUGGUGACCGUGGGUGAUUUUGGUGAUACAAUUACUAUUAGGCGUUAUGUUUAUUCACCGUUUCUUUUUAAAUUAUGUAAACACUAAACACACACACACACACACACCCACAUCUCUAUUUUUAUUCGAUUGAUUGAAAAACAGCAGCAACCACAACAUUUAUCAUUAUUAUCCUUAUUAUUUUUGUCAUUUUGAAUUCAUGCAUUCCAUUUUUUCGUUUAUAUAUUAGGUCGAUUUUUUGUGUUUCGUUUAGUUUCGAUAUGAGCACGGUGAUCAAUGUCAUUUCAGUCAAUCAGUUAGAACGAUCGUUAAUUGAAUUUUCGUGGGAUAAAGCGCGCGGUUUUGGUCAAAUCAACUGAGCGAUUAUUAGAGAAUCGUGUCAAAUUUGACAUUCGAAAUUCUAAAACAGAUGAAAAUGAACAGGAAUGAAACCAAUUUCCUAGCGAAUGUGAAUAAUUUGUUAAAUCCGAAUCAAAUUCCGACGAAAACGUCUUUUUGGCUAAAAAUAAUUUUUUUUAUUACAAAAUUCUGUAUUCAAAAUUUUAAUGUAAACAUUUUAAGCAUUUUUACCCAAAAAAAACAAUUCGAUGUCAUUUUAUACCUUAUUUUUGGAUAUAAUUGGAUAAAUUUAGAAAAAAUAGCAUUGUAACAUGGGAAUAGGGUUUAAACGAAGAGAAGAAAACACCGCAGUUGCCGUGAAUUUCGUAAUUGAUCAAA
Molecule: messenger RNA, 4265 nt
Organism: Sitodiplosis mosellana (orange wheat blossom midge)
Lineage: Eukaryota; Metazoa; Arthropoda; Insecta; Diptera; Cecidomyiidae
Product: transmembrane protein 198
Exons: 7
Coding region: 2495-3565 (356 amino acids)
Cellular component (GO): plasma membrane
Source: RefSeq, a predicted model, not a curated record